GUCAAAUUGUUUCCCAUAAUUCAUUGCGCCGGAAAGAAAUAGUGUGAGGAAUCUUGCAUUUUAAACGCUAUGUAGCAUAAUAUUGUUGAUCCGAUUUGAGGUAUGUGAAUCUACGUACAACGUCGUCUUUUCAAAGGUUGCACAUUCAAAACAAUGAUUCCCAGCACCGCGCGCAAGGCGGUGAACGGCGCCGGAAUGGACGAGGGAAACCGCGCCAGAGAGUUCGGCUCUGUCCCGCUAUUGGACAUGCUUGCCGAAGUGGCGUCUGCGACACUCAAAAGUGACCCGAACCUUCACAAGGAUCCACCGCAGAAGCUCCGCAAGGCGACUCUUCAGGCGGAUGCCUUAACGCUUGACCAGAUCCGGAUUCUGUCGGAUCGAAUGCUCCUGGACAUGUUCUCAGAGCUGACGAGCAACGAGAUGCGACGUACGUUCAGCUACCGCUGCUACCUCAUGCCGAGCGCCUGUGCAGAGACUUUUUCCAGUUUCGGCAAUGAGAAUCGAGCCCGUCUUCAGAUGAAAGCUCACCUGUUAGCACACAUUGCCAAGCUGCUGACAGAGGCCAAUGCUCCGGGGCGUCUGGGCAAGGUUCCAUUCACUGCAGAACCAAUCCAGGCGAGAAGAAAGAGGUUGCAAGGGACCGACACCGGCACUCGCCGUCGCAAGCGCAGCCAAGUGAAGAAAGGACCCUCCCAGCUGGCGAGCACCAAGGGCGACCGGCGUCGACCCCAUCAGUCGCCGCACCCGCAGCCCCCGGCCACCCCCGGCCAGGUCAAGCCCAAGUCCAAGCCUCACUCCAAGCCGCAGGUGAACCUACAGGCCAAGCUGCACACCAAGCCCCACUCCAAACUGCACUCGAAGCCGGCAAAGCCGAACGCCAAGCUGCUCUCCAAGCCUCACACCAAGCUUCAGGUGAAAAUCCUCAGCAAGCCGGACGGGAAGAUGGCCGCAAAGCCGGGCAAGCCAAAGCCAAAGCCGUCUUCCAGCUCGGAGUCGUCUUCGGCGUGCAACGGAGACGUAAUGUCUGAGCGGCAGUGGGAGGAGCAUCCAGGUGCGGCAGUGGUGCGAAUGGACCAUGCGUACUGGGGCACAGUGCGGACGACCUGCGAGGAGGACGAGGGCAGCGACCUGGAGGAGUGGUGCGGGGAUCGAGCGGAACGCAGGGGCCCCGUGCCGUGCCAGGCGGUGAUAGCCACGCCCCCUUUUCCCUAUGUAUACGUGCCGUUGCUACCAAACACGUCGUCGGUGGUCGAAGUCGCGGAUCCGGUGCGCCACCCACGAUGGAGACGGGAGGGGCAGCGACGACGCGCCCGCGCGUCCACCAGCGAGGACGACGAAGACGAAGAGGAGGAAGAGGAAGAGGAGGGUGAAGAGGAGGAGGAGGAAGAGGAAGAGGAGGACGACGAUGAGGAGAACGAAGAGGAGCGGCAUCCCAAGGCGAAGUCGCGGCCACACGGGCGCCGUACCGCGAGACCGUCGGCCGAGACAGACGUGGAGCGGCGCCUUGCCCUGAAGCACAUCCGUGCCCUGCGUGCCAAGCGCAAGGAUGAGCGGGGCCCCCUGGUGUGCAAGAUCUGCAAGACAAAGGUGUUCACCGCCCAGGCCACACUUAUGUAUCACUAUCGGAGUCACGCAGGCAUCAAGCCGUUCAACUGCAAGAUCUGCGAGGCGACAUUCACUCGGCAGCACAGCCUCAACUACCACAUGCUGAUCCACAACAACAAGAGUCGCUUUGCAUGCGAGGACUGCGGCCGUCACUUCCGGCACCCGUCCCACUUCAAGGAGCACUUGAGACGCCACACGGGGGAGACCCCCUACCAGUGCACAGACUGCAGCCAGAGGUUCAAAACGAGGAACACCUACAAGCGGCACCUCAAGACUCGCCACGGCAAGAUCCUGACGGCUCAAGGCAUCCUGUCUCUCGGAGAGGCCCGAUCGUCCAAGCUGGCCGCCACGUGUACAUAGCAUACCACGACUCCCUUGUACAGAAAACACACACAAAACGAACACAAUGCCAUUUUGUACAGCACCUUUGUAGGGAAACGGAAGGAUCCCAAUAAAUGCCCCCAUGCGGCACUCAAUCGCUGGUCGAGCGUUCAGAGUCUCGUGGACCUCGAUUCUUAAAAUGCUCCAAGUGUGCAUUUCGUCCUUGGUGUAUAACGCUGUCGAAGGUGCUGGAACGAAAAUGUGGCUCUAUCUUGUGGUUUCUUUGCAAGCGCUCUCGCCGUGAAUACGAGGUCCUGGAGGGAAGUAAGGCGCAUGCGUCGGCAGGUUGCAUGGCGUUGCGCACUAAAGGCCCGUUCACACACUUGCUUUUGCUUAGGACCGAGUUCUUGCGAUCCCUUACAAGAAA
Ixodes scapularis (black-legged tick) is the source of this 2353-nucleotide messenger RNA. RefSeq names its product myoneurin. The record is from RefSeq and is a predicted model, not a curated record. Gene Ontology annotation, cellular component: nucleus. Gene Ontology annotation, molecular function: RNA polymerase II cis-regulatory region sequence-specific DNA binding; DNA-binding transcription factor activity, RNA polymerase II-specific. Gene Ontology annotation, biological process: regulation of transcription by RNA polymerase II. The transcript is spliced from 8 exons. Lineage: Eukaryota; Metazoa; Arthropoda; Arachnida; Ixodida; Ixodidae. Bases 154 to 1965 code for a protein of 603 amino acids.